This is a messenger RNA of Aspergillus clavatus NRRL 1, 339 nucleotides long. RefSeq lists its product as uncharacterized. NCBI's taxonomy places the organism in Eukaryota, Fungi, Ascomycota, Eurotiomycetes, Eurotiales, Aspergillaceae. The record is from RefSeq and is a predicted model, not a curated record. The coding region runs from base 1 to 339 and encodes 112 amino acids. The transcript has a single exon.
AUGGAAGAUACGGCGCCAUCCAAGCCCAGCUUAGCAGAUCCUCACGCAUGGCAACCAAUUAAAGAUGUUGUCACAGCUGAAAUGAAGUUUGGGAUAUCUCUAUUAGGAGACCACUGCGGCAUUGAAAACAUAGGGGGCCAGUACCAUAUGGUGUUUACAGCUUGUUUCCAGAAACCCCCCAACAAGAUCCAUCUCAUAUCCUGCCCGCAAUUGAUUCGCGCAGCUAAUUUAACCCCUGAUAAGCAGGAGUCACUUCAGAUCAACCUUGAAGCUGCUUUGGGCCGUAUAGCAAAAGAGGAGUGGGACAAACUCAAGAGAUGUUAUAACAUUAGGGUUUAG